AUCAGCCAGUCUCAGUGCCUUCCUGAGAACAGGCCAGUAUGCCCAAGAUAGCCCUGAAUGGCGUGACAGUGGACUUCCCCUUCCAGCCGUACAAAUGCCAGGAGGAGUACAUGAGCAAGGUCCUGGAGUGUCUGCAGAAGAAAGUGAACGGCAUCCUGGAGAGCCCCACAGGCACAGGGAAGACACUGUGCCUCCUCUGCACCACGCUGGCCUGGCGGGAGCACCUCCGUGACACCAUCUCUGCCCGCAAGAUCGCCGAGAGGGCGCAGGGGGUGCUUUUUGUCGAUCACACCUUGUCCUGGGGAGCUGCCGCUUCCGAUGGAGACAGCACAGCCUGCUACUCGGACGUCCCAAAGAUCAUUUAUGCCUCCAGGACCCACUCGCAGCUCACUCAGGUCAUCAGCGAGCUUCGGAGCACCUCCUACCGGCCCAGGGUAUGUGUGCUGGGUUCCCGGGAGCAGCUGUGUAUCCACCCUGAGGUGAAGAAGCAGGAGAGUAACCACAUGCAGAUCCACUUGUGCCGGAAAAAGGUGGCCAGUCGUUCCUGUCACUUCUACAACAACGUGGAAGAGAAGAGCCUGGAGCAGGAGCUGACUACCUCCAUCCUGGACAUUGAAGACCUGGUCAAAAGUGGGAACAAGCACAAGCUGUGCCCGUACUACCUGUCUCGGAACCUGAAGCAGCAGGCUGACAUCAUCUUCAUGCCGUACAACUACUUGUUGGACGCCAAGAGCCGCCGGGCGCACAGCAUUGACCUGAAGGGGACGGUUGUGAUUUUCGACGAAGCUCACAAUGUGGAAAAGAUGUGUGAGGAGUCGGCAUCCUUCGACCUGACCCCCCAUGACGUGGCUUCUGGACUGGACGCCAUAGACCAGGUCUUGGAGGAGCAGACCAAGGUGGCACAGCAGGGCGAGUUCCACUUGGACUUCAGUGCGGACUCUGUCGCCUCAGGGCUGCGCAUGGAGUUGGAAGACCUCGCCAAGCUCAAGGUGAUCCUGCUUCGCCUGGAGGGGGCCAUCGAUGCCGUUGAGCUGCCGGGGAACCAGAGUGGUGUCACCAAGCCAGGGAGCUACAUCUUUGAGCUGUUUGCCGAAGCCCAGAUAACCUUUCAGACGAAAGGCUGCAUCCUCGACUCCCUGGACCAGAUCAUCCAGCACCUGGCAGGACGUACGGGGCCGUUCACCAACACAGCGGGGCUGCAGAAGCUCUCAGACAUCAUCCAGAUUGUGUUCAGUGCAGACCCUGCGGAGGGCGUGUCUAGUUCCGUGAUGGGGCCUGGGGUCUCUCAAUCCUACAAGGUGCACAUCCACCCUGAUGCCAGUCACCAGAGGACAGCUCGGCGAUCAGACGCCUGGAACGCCACGGCGGCCAGAAAGCAAGGGAAGGUGCUGAGCUACUGGUGCUUCAGCCCCGGCCACAGCAUGCGCGAGCUGGUCCGCCAGGGCGUCCGCACCCUCAUCCUCACCAGCGGCACACUGGCCCCCGUGUCCUCCUUCGCCCUGGAGCUGCAGAUCCCUUUCCCAGUCUGCCUGGAGAACCCACACGUCAUCGACAAGCACCAGAUCUGGGUGGGGAUCGUCCCCAAAGGCCCCGAUGGAGCCCAGCUGAGCUCUGCCUUUGACAAACGGUUUUCUGAUGCAUGCCUGUCCUCCCUCGGCAAGGCGCUAGGCAACAUCGCCCGCGUGGUCCCGCACGGGCUCCUGGUCUUUUUCCCUUCCUACCCCGUCAUGGAGAAAAGCCUGGAGUUCUGGCGGGCCCGUGACUUUGCCAGGAAGCUGGAGUCCCUGAAGCCUCUAUUUGUGGAGCCGAGGAGCAAAGGUGGCUUCUCAGAGGUGGUGGAUGCUUACUACACUCGAGUCGCCUCCCCCGGGUCCAGCGGGGCUACUUUCCUGGCUGUGUGCCGGGGGAAGGCCAGCGAGGGGCUAGACUUUGCGGACACGAACGGCCGCGGUGUGAUCGUCACGGGCCUGCCGUACCCCCCACGCAUGGACCCCCGGGUGGUCCUCAAGAUGCAGUUCCUGGACGAGUUGAAGGGCCGCAGCGGGCCUGGAGGUCAGCUCCUCUCUGGGCACGAGUGGUACCGGCAGCAGGCGUCCAGGGCUGUGAACCAGGCCAUCGGGCGGGUGAUCCGGCAUCGCCACGACUACGGGGCCAUCUUCCUCUGUGACCACAGGUUCACUCACGCGGACGCCAGAGCCCAGCUGCCCUCCUGGGUGCGCCCCCACGUCAAGGUGUAUGACAGCUUCGGCCACGUCAUCCGGGACGUGGCCCAGUUCUUCCGUGUCGCCCAGAAAAACAUGCCGGUGCCGGCCCCCCUACUCGCUGCCCCAAGUCUGGGUGAGGGAGAAGGUGCUGUCAUGGUGGCCGUGUCGCCCGGCCCCCUCUCCACCAGGAAAGCCAAGAGUCUGGAUGUGCACGUCCCCAGCCUGAGGCGGAGACCCGCGGGGUCGCCGACCAGGGACGCCGAGAGCAGCCUGUGUGUGGAGUACGGGCGGGAGCUGGCCCUCGCUCAGCAGAGGCCUGUGGGGCUGCUGGCAGCCCUGGAACACAGCGAGCAUCUGGCUGGGGGGCCUGGGGACAAGGCCUCCCCUGGGGAGGAGAAGGCAGCGCAUGUCUCCACCCUGUCCCUCCCACGUGAGAAGAGGCCCGCACAGCAGCAGAAAGGAGGCAGAAGGAAGAUCAGGCUGGUGGGCAGCCGGCAGGAGGGGCCGGCGGCCAGUACACAGGCGGGCAGGGCCAAGCUGUUCAUGGUGGCCGUGAAGCAGGCGCUGAGCCAGGCCAGCUUCGACACGUUCACCAGGGCCCUGCAGGACUACAAGGGCUCUGACGACUUUGAGGCUCUGGUGGCCUGUCUCGGCCCGCUCUUUGCUGAGGAUCCCAAGAAGCACGGCCUGCUCCAAGGCUUCUACCAGUUCGUGCGGCCACACCACAAGCAGCAGUUUGAGGAGGUCUGCCUGCAGUGGACAGGCCAUGGCUGCGGCUACCGGCCGGAGCACAGCCUUCCUCAGAGGCGGGGCGCUCCGUCAGCCCAGGCCCCCAGGGGAAGGAGGGAGUGUGACCCAAAGCUGACCCUGUCCCAGGGUGCAGCCGGGCAACUGGACCCUGGACAGCACCUGAAUCAAGGCAGGCCUCACCUGGUCUCCGGACCAGCCCUGGCAGGAGACCCCAGCAGCUGUCCAAAAGAGGGUGGAUCUGGAGCCCCCAGGGUGGAGAAGCAAGGCCCGCCUGUGGGGAGCGCCUACUUGGCCGAUGUCCGAAAGGCCCUGGGGUCCGAAGGCUGCAGCCAGCUCCUCGCAGCGCUCACCGCCUACAGACGGGACGGUGACUUCGAGAAGGUGGUGGCCGUGGCGGCCGCACUCACUACCUCAAGGCCCGAGGACUUGCACCUGCUGGAGAGGUUUGGCGCGUUCCUGAGACCUCGCCACCAGCAGCGCUUCCGGCAGGUGUGCGCCGACCUGAUGGGCCCGGCCGCCCCGACCGCGGGCCCUGAGCCGCCGGGUCCCCAGGACGGGACCCCCACCGUGCCUCCCGACCUCGCCCACGGUGAUUCCAGGCCAGACUCGCGCCUGUGUCUCCAGGCCCCCCAGGACAGGACAAACCGGGGAGGACCCAGAGCAAGAUCUUGGCCUUCCUUAAACCGAGGCAGGCCGGGGAUGCGGGGGCUCCCAGCCAGCCCCCCAGCGCCCCCCGCAGGCACGCGCCCUCCGAGUCCGGCUCGGCGUGCCCCGGCUGCGGGGCGGAGGACACGGUCCCUUUCCAGUGCCCUUCCUGCAACUUCCACCGCUGCCGGGCCUGCUGGCGACGGCUCCUCCAGGCCUCUAGGACUUGCCCGGCCUGCCACGCCCCUGCCAGGAAGCAGAGCAUCACGCAGGUCUUCUGGCCAGAGCCCCAGUGAGGCUGGAGACCCUCGGGCAGGCGGACGCCGCCUCUGUCCCAGACGCAGCUGGGGCACUUGUCCCUUCACGGGGUGCGGGCCACGGGCCAGGCCAGUGCCCGUGGGGAUGCCCCUGAAAUGGCAGCAGGAUCGGCGCCUGCCUAUGAGAAGCCCCGAAGUACCCUUAGGGUCUGGGGAGGGUCUGCUAAAAGGUACCUCUUCAGAACUUUACUUGGCUGCUUGUUUGUGGGUAGAGCUUCAGGCGUUUGGCUGCUGCGGCCUGAGCCCAGGACUGGAAGGUGGGGGAAACGCUCUGCUCCCUCCUCUCUGGGACCUGUGUGUGUGCACGCGCGCGCAGUGGACCUGCUUUUAAUCAGGUGACAGGUUCUCUAAUAAAGUUGCGGAUACCGUA
Felis catus (domestic cat) is the source of this 4286-nucleotide messenger RNA. It is a transcript of the gene RTEL1, whose product is annotated as regulator of telomere elongation helicase 1. NCBI's taxonomy places the organism in Eukaryota, Metazoa, Chordata, Mammalia, Carnivora, Felidae. The record is from RefSeq and is a predicted model, not a curated record. The transcript is spliced from 35 exons. Bases 39 to 4247 code for a protein of 1402 amino acids. Gene Ontology annotation, cellular component: nucleus. Gene Ontology annotation, biological process: regulation of double-strand break repair via homologous recombination; DNA repair; DNA recombination. Gene Ontology annotation, molecular function: DNA helicase activity; DNA binding; hydrolase activity, acting on acid anhydrides, in phosphorus-containing anhydrides.